This is a messenger RNA of Nicotiana attenuata, 1134 nucleotides long. RefSeq lists its product as uncharacterized. The record is from RefSeq and is a predicted model, not a curated record. The coding region runs from base 1 to 1134 and encodes 377 amino acids. The transcript is spliced from 9 exons. Lineage: Eukaryota; Viridiplantae; Streptophyta; Magnoliopsida; Solanales; Solanaceae.
AUGAAAAACUUUGUGGUUGGACCAAACAAUCUGAAAAUUAAGACCAGCAAGCAUAAAUUGAAAUUGACAUUUUCUCAUAGGAAGAGUGUGGAUGAAAUUAGUGAUCCACAGUUUAGUUUGAAUAUCUUCAACUUUAAGCCUUAUGAGCAUCUCACAAAUCAACUUGAGGUUGAUGAGAAUGAACUAUUCGGUGUCAUAGGAGAAGUUAUUGGUCAUGGUAACGUAGAAUCGUACAAUCAAGGUGGUAAAACAAGUACCUUUAUGAAUUUGGAGCUUGAGGAUCAUGCGAGGAACAAUAUUUCAGCAAUAUUUUGGGGAGAAUUUAUAGAUGAAAUCUUGCCCCACUUGGAUGGAUCACCCAAUCAAUGUGUCAUAGUAGUUAUGCAGCUCAUAAAAGCUCACAAAUUUCAAGGAAGUGGGCGUGAAGUUAACUUUGAGAGGAUUAGUCAAACAACUUCUCAACGUAGUUAUUCUGUUUCUGAAGAACUGGCUCUUGGAAAUGUGAAAGUUAAAAACAUUGGAGAAUUAAUUGAUUUCAUGCAGGAAGGGCAAAUCUGGAUUGUUACUACCGUAGUAAAUUUAGAACUUAAAAGGGAUGGUCAUAUGCUUCAGGUUCGAAUAAUUGAUGGCAUUUCUUUGUUGCUUUGGGAUCGUGAGGCAACAAAACUCAUUGGAAAGUCUGCUGACACCUUGAAAGAAGGUGUAGUAGAGACUUCUGGUGCUGCUUAUGAGUGUUCUCAUCCAUUGGAGAUUGAAGCUAUUCUGGAUAGAAAAUUCAUGUUUAAACUGACGGUUAAAUCUUCCAACAUCGAUGAGAAUGAUGAAGUUUAUAUUGUCGUUAAGGUCAGCGACGAUGAGGACAUUAUACAAAAAUAUAGUCCGUCUUCAGAAGCAGAUACCUUUACUGAUCCAGAUUUCAAUAAUGAACAAGUCACAAGUGGAGAUACGAGAGACAAGGAUUCUAUGGCUGAUAAUGAGAUGAUCUCUCCUAAACGGACCCCUGCCAAGAGAACUAGAGACGAUGAUGGAGCAACCACUGUAGAAGUUGAUGAUGAUAUGGGACAAUUAUCAAGCAACAGGGUGAAGAGAGUGAUUAAAAGGAGAAAAAUUCAUGAGUUGUUGCACAAGCUUUAA